GAAUGGGCAGGUCUCAUCAAGCAGUAUCAGCGUUCCCGUUUGCAGGCCAAUCGCUCAUUAGGCUUAAUGAAGUAUUUGUAAACAGACGUGUAAUCAUAGCGUAAAUCACGACGACUCAUAUCUCAAUCGAUGACAAUUCGCUUUUUUGCAAACCCUACUUUAUCGAUUUUAUGAGGUCAUUUAAAGCCAAUCACUGAGGUACUGAGGUCUUUUCGCUAUUCAAACGAAAGUGUAUUAAGUAAAGAUGUUGAGAACCCUCUACACUUUAGCAAUCUAGUAGGGCAGAUUCCUAGUCAUCUAGAUAAGAGUAACCACCAGUAGAGUUGUAGCUACUUCAUGUUAUCACUUCCAAAGCAAUCCCAACCAGCGCUCCUAGAUAGUUCUUCCGUUCCCUAAUCGUCUUAUCAGUGCCAUGCAUCGUCGUGCUCUUGGAAGAUAUUAUCCCGCGACUUGGUGAUCUCUCUUUGCGGAGCUGCACGUAGCACAAGUAGACUCAACUUAGUCCACGUUAGAUCAUCAUUUGGAUACGUUCGUGACGCGUUUCAGGCUGAGCGAUGGAACCCAGCAGAUUGGUACUGUACACGAACCGCAAGAGUCCACCGUGCCGAGCCGUGAAGCUGACUGCCCGUGCACUCGGCAUCGAGCUAGUCGAAAAGGAGAUGACGCUGCUGCGCGGUGACAAGCUGAUGGAAGAGUUCCUCAAGGUGAAUCCACAGCAAACCAUACCCGUGCUGGACGAUGGUGGCAUCGUUAUCACCGCAAGCCAUGCCAUCAUGAUUUAUCUCGUGUGCAAGUACGGCCGCGACGACGGUCUCUAUCCGAGCGAGCUGGUACGGCGGGCCCGGGUCCACACGGCACUACACCUCGAGGCGGGUGUAAUCUUUUCGCGGUUAAGUUUUCUGUUUGAACCGGUCAUUUAUUCGGGCAAAUCGUACUUCCACUCCGAUCGGAUCGAACACAUCCGGAAGGCGUACCGCUUGUUGGAGGAUUCGCUCGUCGAUCAGUACAUGGUGGGCGAGAGUCUCACGAUUGCCGACUUUAGCUGCAUCUCCAGCAUUGCCACGCUGGUCGGUGUGGUACCGCUGGACGAGUCCAAGUUCCCGAAGAGCACGGCCUGGAUGCGGCGCAUGCAGGAGCUGCCGUACUACGAGGAAGCGAACGGUACCGGGGCGCUCGAGCUGGCCGAGUUUGUGCUGGGCAAGAAGGAAGCCAAUGCUUCCCAGUUCCUGUGACGGAAAAGGGGUGACGAAUCUCUAUGGUAAUAAAACACAGCGUCUCGUUUAUUUGAUUUUUAAAUGCAAA
Molecule: messenger RNA, 1302 nt
Organism: Anopheles coluzzii
Lineage: Eukaryota; Metazoa; Arthropoda; Insecta; Diptera; Culicidae
Product: glutathione S-transferase 1-like
Exons: 3
Coding region: 555-1232 (225 amino acids)
Biological process (GO): glutathione metabolic process
Molecular function (GO): glutathione transferase activity
Source: RefSeq, a predicted model, not a curated record